UAAGUGUUUGGAGGAAAAAAAGCAGGAUUUGCACUUUGGGCCCGAGCAGCAGGGCUUCACCUGGCGAUGCUGCAGGACUUCCACACAUCACUGGACUGCAGGGGAAAAGUUGUGUUUCUAAAGAAGUUUGGGAAAGUUUUGCCCCCCUCCUUCCCAAAACAACAACAACAAAAAAAACUUCCUUCUUUCACGGAUGCGGUUUCUGGAAUCGACAACAUGGGGGGAAAGUGGUCUCAACUCUUAGAAAAGCAGGUUGCUUUGGAUGUGUAGAGGGAGAAAUGAGCGAGCUGUAACAAAGAAAGACAUGGACAAUGGCAGAAAGAGAGAGAAAGAAGAGCGAGGCUGUGUAUCGCAGCGUCUCUUUCAGGGAGUGGGGGUCCCGGGGCGCUGAAGGCGGCGGCGAAGACCCGCAGGAGUCGGCCGGCGGCGCCCUUCCCCCGGAGCCCAGCGGAGCGACGCGUAAUGUCAGCGUGUCAAGAAAAGUUUCCAAAAUCUCCGCCACCGCCAGCCUCCCGACCGCAGAGCCAAGGAGAGGCUCCUCCGCCCCGCACGCCUCCAUUGCUCCAUCCAUCCGCCAGCUCACGGAGCGCUUCAGCAGCUCCGCCGGAGACGCCGCGGCGCUGAGGCGGGGCAGCGCCACUCUUCCCCGGGUUCGAGGCUCCGGGACGGACCGCUCCCCGUCCCGCAACUCUUUUCACGGAGAGAGCGGCGGCGCGGGGGAAUGCUUCACCUCGGACAGCAGAGUGCUGAAGUUUCUGUCUGGCACAGACUCCGUGUCGGGCUCGGACUCAGAGAAGAGAGGCAGCAAGGAGAGGAUUUUUACGCGUUUGUCCACCGACGGCAGCAACGUUGGUAAGAGAGAUUAUUCACAGAUAGACGCGCGUCCCUCUGAUCCGAAAAAGACUUUGGCUGCUGAUGAAGAGGAGGAUGUUAGUGGCAAAGAGGUUCCUCCACCCUGCAAGUCUCACAGGAGCUUUCUCUCCACGCACCACUCAGACAAGUGGCCCAGCGUCACCAAAAUCAGACAGAUUUUUGAUGAGAGAGAGAGUCAACACAGAACAGACGCCUCUGAGAGUUUAAAAGCAGCUGGCAGAACUCUUUCACAGGAGCUCAGCUCAAGCGAGGCUGCUCCGCUCCCCCACAGAAGUGAUAAAGUGUCACCUCCUGAAGCCACCAGCCUCUGUUUGCAUGACAAAUGCAUAGCGGGGGCACAGAGCAGGGAAAGGCGGGCUGCUAAAGAGAGCUUUUGUUUUGGCAUGGACUUUAAUUCUAAAGCUGACGACCAGCGGUUCUCAAACGAUGAAGAGGCAGACGUAGAGACACCUGGUCACAGCAACAGGCAGUCUGGCAGCAGGACUUUUAAAAGCAGCAGCAGUAGCAGUCGCGGUCACACUGGGGGUAGUCACUACCAUCGGAUUAACUCAUCUCCAUACAGAUCUCGUAGUCCCAGCACUGAGGCAGAGGUGGCCCCUAAGACCCCGAGCACCGCAGGAUUGACAUCUGACCCUAACCCUGACCUUCAACCUCCUGCUACUUCGUCUUGGAGCGGACCGGUGGGUUCAGACACCUCCUCCUGCUCCUCCUCUCUUCGGCAGCCGACGGUGAGGGAGAGAAGGGAUAGACAGGGGGUCGGGCUGCCCAGGGAUAGUUUACAUUCCUCACAUAGCUCUUCUGGAGCACCAGCCCCCUCCUCCUCCUCCACCCACCCUCUUGCUCCAGCUCCAGAAAAAGCCAUUACCUCCUCCUCUACUGUAGCUCCCUCCGGUGAGCUUAGUGCCCCAGAAAAAGUUAUUUCUCCCCUAAGAUCUCGCUGGAGGUUUAGCACUGGGGACGAAGAAGCGGACCACACCAGGAGAAGAAGAGGAGGUGGCUGGAGUGUUCCCUCUGGCUCUUCUUGUUCGAUCUCCAGUAAAGUAGGAGAGCGGCUUGCCACAGAGCGAGGAGGCAGCUAUUUCUCCCGCAGUAAAAAUGGCUGGUGGGACGCUAAAGGCAUUGGCAGGUCCUCGGGCAGCGAGGAGGACAAUCCGAGCUCUUUAAGCCCCCACUGUCGUGAGGCAGUGCGCCGGCGCUCGCUGAGAAAGAAAAAGAAAGUCAGUUUGGCCAGUCUAGCGUCGGGUCGUGAUGAUUACCAAGAUCGUGAUGGCGAAUGUGAAGACAGUGACAGUGACACGGCCGUGACGAUGGAGCACUUAGAGAGGCACCACCCACCAAACACAGGAGGAGAGCCGGGUAGAACGGUAGCCCGGAGCCACUCGGCACGAGAACCCAGUGGCCAUAGAGCCAGAGUGCAGCACUGGGAACGCAUCUCCUCACCUGGGUCGUCCACGACACUUCCUGGUGUGUCGCGGGUUUCAAAGGUCAACAUUCCCCCGUUUGUCUCUUGUCCUGGAGAGUCCCGUGGCAGCAGUCGAUACUCCAGCACCGAGACGCUGAAAGAAGAGGACCAGGCUAGCAGCACUAGCCAUGGAGCUAAUGUCUUCUAUAACGUGGGUGGAGCAGAACGUAGCACGAGCAGAGGUGCUUCGUCAUCCAUGUUAAGUAAAACAUACCAUGGGAAUUUUACAAUGUAUCGCUCCCCAAGCUUUGGUCAUGGUGAUAACUUUUCUCGUACUCCCGUGCGAGUGCGCCCCAAGAUUGUACCAACAGUAACCCCCUUACCCAGUGUACUUACCAGAGAAGGUGGCAUAUCUUUAAAAGGGAGGGGUGAUCAAACUGUACUAUUGAGGAAAACAACAGGAGGCGAUGGGGUGAAUGAUAAGGAAAAAAGCUCCAUGUCCACGUCAAACCCUGAUAUCACCUCAGAAACUAUGACACUGUUAAGCUUCCUGAAGUCUGACCUGUCACAGCUCAAAAUGCGGAAAAGAAGUGGAGGGGAGAGAGCAGGGGAUGUGGAGGGAUCAUCGGUGUACAGGAUGGGGGCAGGGACUCACAGUGGGUCACUUGUGCCCUCUGGACGGCGGCCAUCGCUGAAGGACCUGACUGCCACUUUACGGCGGGCAAAAUCCUUCACGUAUUCAGACAAGCCGACAAAAAAUGCAAGGUGUUACUUGGCUGGUGGCGCCACCAAGAGAAGCUCCUCUGAGCAGCAGCUUGACUUGGAUUCAGAAAGCAGUGGAGGGAGGGUGCUGCUGUCAGAUAGGGAGGUGGAGAGCGAUGGGGGCGAUUUUAGGGUCAUGAGAGGACAGAGGAUGAGUGAUUAUGGAUUUGAUGAUGAUGAUGAUGAUGACGAAAUAAUGCCCACUCCGCUGCAGGACAUGUAUGUGCAGGAAGCCAGGCAGGUCAUUCAGGACAUCUGCCAGAUGAGUACGAGGGGGGAUGAUGAUGAUGAUGAUGAUGAUGAAGAUGAUGAUAACAGUGUAGCCAAAAAGAGAACUCCUCAUUCGCAGGUGGAAUGUUUACAGGCAGAGAAAAUGAAUGAGAAGGAGAAAGCAGGAAGGAGCAUUCAGGAUGAAGUAAGAAUAGAUGGAGUGGCUGAGUUUAAGAACACAAAAGACAGGGAUAAACAUGAGAGGGAGAGAGAGAACAGGCUGGGGGAGAAGAGUGAGAGGGAUGGACAAAGUGUGCAGUUGGAAAAACUAAACAGCAGGAGCACAGACUACUGGGAGAAACCAAACAGACAGGGUGCGGAGCUGGAGAGAGCCUUACUGAAGGGGGACUCGGAAGAAAGCAUGUUCUACGACCGCUCUGUGGAUGAACUUUCGGGCCAUGAGUCGAGUCUAACAGACGAAGGGAUCGUGACAGAGCCAGAGACAUGUCCCGGUGACCUCACGGAGAGGUUGUUCUUGGGCUCAGCAGGGGUUACUUUAGGGUCAAGGACAGCUAGAGAUGUUCUGGGGCAGCCUGUCACUGUAUGGAUGCAGUCAGCCCUGCAUGACGUGGAAGGGUUAAAGAGAGAGGGAGAGAAGCUGGCAGAGAGCACUGUGAGUUGUACAAACUAUCUGAAUGAAGUCAGUGUACCUUGCUCCUUGCCUCAUCCUGCUUGCACAGCUGAAAGAGACAGCGCUGUCACGGAGGAGAGCACUACUGCAGGUUCGCUCAGUGUUAAUGCAGCCAGCGAGGAGAUCCACACCGGCAGUACAGUGUCCCAGGGACCAGCAGCCAUCCCAGGAGGAGGAUUUGAAACCCCUGCAACCCCGAGUGCUAUCCGUCGUAGGCGCAAGUUCUCUCCUUCUGGUAACAGCAACACUGGUUCUGAUUGCGGUAGUGGAAGUAAUGCAGAGUCAGCAAUAGCAGCUGUCGGACAUGUGGAGUCCAUAGUUUACCGCUCUCUGAGUGACCCCAUGCCUCAGCGGCGCUGCCCUGUAGCAGAUGAAGGCAACAAUAAUUUUUCUUCUGUAGACAGUAACCUGUUAGGGUCCCUGUCUGUCAAAGGUGGAGGGGGAGGUGCUCCAGCGGCCUCUGCUAUGGCCACGCUAUCGGAAUACGAGGGAAGCGUAGCCAGUGACUUGUCAGUGUGCAGUGACGGCGGUCUUCGUGAUGACAUUGUUCAUGACUACAGUGGAAUGAUAAGAAAUAUUGUAGCUGAACCUGGUGCAAUGGACAGACUGAUGGCAGAUGACCACAAUGGCAAAGCUCCCAAGAAGAAAUCAUUCAGUGACCCCAGUCGCCGCAGCGAGGCCCCGUUACUGUCCCAGAAUGACCCCCAUCUCAAAGUUCAGACCGGCAGCACUCAACCAACAAGUGAGCUGGAUCAGCAUGGCCAGAUUCCUCCUUCCAGCAGCGAGCCAAUCCUGAGUGAGCAAAGAGAGGAAUUGUGGGAACCGGAGUCUAAUCCUAAAAACAAUGUCCCAGUACAGCCGCAUCAUCAUGCAGACAGCAGUACUGAAGUGAAAAUGGCUCGCUCACAGUCGGAGUCAACCCCUCACGUUUAUAAAGAUGAUGAAGAGGAGGAUGAAAUAGACCAAGGUGAGGAAGAAGAAGUGCAGAAGUUUAAUUUUGAUCUCAAGUUAGCGGGGGUCUUGUCUCCAAGAGUGAUCCGUCGACCCACUAGAAAGCGUCCGAAUAGACUGGCUUUCUUCCCUCAUGAAGACCCAUUUGAGCCUCCUGAAACAUGUCUGGAGGAUCAGGAGGACCACAGCAACCAUCCCAGGCUCACCUCUCCUGUUUCCUGUUCGCCGCUACAGUCCAAACCCCAAACCAUGCACAAGCAUGUCCGCCAUUCCAGCGAGCCCUCCACCUUCAUUCCCAUCUCGCCACCUCCCCAACUCCAACCCCUGAAGGAGGCAGACUGCCUCGCUGUCCAAGCCACGACGGAGCCUCCGGUGUUAAGUAAGCCUCCAGGAGACGAGGCCCCAUCGCUGGAAGAUGUGACACAGAAAUAUAUUCUUGAGCUGAGCACUGCAGAUAGGGAGACUGAGGCUCCAGGUCCUCUUUCUGGAGCCACGGAUGGACAUCAGGGUUCGGGGUCGGCUGCUGAGGGACCCUGCGAGACCAGUGCCGGUGGAGUUACAGAAGCUGGACCCCAAAAAAAGACCACAGAUGAGACUGCAUCCACUCCACAGAGGACCAAGCCCAGAGUGGAUAUGAGGAGACAUGUGAUGAUGACCCUCGUGGACACAGAGCAGUCGUAUGUGGAGUCCCUACGCACUCUCAUUCAGGGCUACAUGCGUCCCCUCAAACACCCGGACGGCGGCUCCAUCGUGGACCCUCUGCUGGUGGACGAGAUGUUCUUCCAGAUCCCGGAGAUCCUGGAGCACCACGAGGACUUCCUGGAGCAGGUGACCGGCUGCGUCAGCCAGUGGCACGACCGGCAAACCGUCGGACACCUCCUGAUCCAGUCGUUCUCCAAAGAGGCUCUGGCGAACAUGUACUCAGCCUACAUCGACAACUUUCUCAACGCCAAAGACGCUGUGAGGAUCGCCAAGGAGGCCAAGCCGGCUUUUCACAAGUUUCUCGAGCAAAACAUGCGUGAGAACAAGGAGAAGCAGGCUCUGGGCGAUCUGAUGAUCAAACCUGUGCAACGGAUUCCACGAUACGAGCUGCUGGUCAAGGACCUGCUGAAGCACACGCCGGAGGAUCACCCGGACCACUCGUACCUCCUGGACGCUCAGAGGGACAUCAAGCGGCUGGCGGAGAAAAUCAAUAAAGGACGCCGCUCUGCUGAGGAGGCGGAGAGGGAGGCCAGGGUCAUCCAGGAGAUCGAGUCGCACAUAGAGGGAGUCGAGCAUAUUCUGAAUCCUCAGAGGAAGUUCUUGAGACAGGAAAUCGUCAUGGAGGCGAAGUCUGUGGGAGGAAAGAAAGAUCGCUCUCUCUUCCUCUUCAGUGAUCUGAUCAUCUGCACCACUCUCAAGAGGAAGUCCGGCUCAUUAAGGCGCAGCUCCAUGAGCCUGUACUCUGCAGCCAGUGUGAUCGACACGUCCAGCAAAUACAAGUUCCUGUGGAAACUCCCUCUUGAGGACGUGGAGGUGGUGAAAAGCUCCACACAGGCGACGAACAGGGAAACCAUCCAGAAGAUGAUCAGCCGGCUGGAUGAGGAUCUCAGCACGCUGGGGCAGAUCAGCAAGCUGUCCGAGACCCUCAGCUUCCCCCACCAGUCUUUAGACGAGGUGAUAAAGGACCUGAUGGCGUCGGUGCACAGAGAGCUGUCAGAGAAACAGUCUUUGGCCUUCAGUAUGACCUUCCUGCCCACAAAGCUGGAGUUUACCACCGCCUCAGCUGAAAGCAGCUUCAUCUUCGAGUUCGCCUCGCCUGACGCUCGCUCCAGCUUUGAACAGGCCUUUGAGGACGCCAAGAAAAAGCUCGCUAUGAAUAAAGACCAGUGGGAUCCAGAGUUCUUAAAGGCCAUUCCUAUUAUGAAGACCCGCAGCGGGAUGCAGUUUUCCUGUGCGUCUCCGAGCCACAGCUGCCCUGACAGCGGCUGUGAAGUGUGGGUGUGUAACAGCGACGGAUACGUUGGACAGGUGUGUCUGCUGAACAUUAAAGACGAGCCGACAGUGGAGGCCUGCAUCGCCGUCUGCUCAGCCCGGAUCAUAUGCAUCGCUGCAGUCCCGGGACUUAAAGGAAGGGAGCGUCAGUCCGAGCCUGUGGCCGCUCCGGCCUCAGCAGCAGCCGCUCACAGCCAGCAGCAGCAGCAGCAGCAGCAGCAGCAGCAGCUCCAUAUAUCCAUCUCUCAAUCCACUCUACAGCUGGCAGAUCAGCCAACAGGGCCGGGGGCGGAGCUUGUUCCAUUCGACAGUGACGACACCGACGAUGAAGAUUCACCCAGCCCCUCCUCCACCCUGCAGAGUCAGGCCAGCCACUCCACCAUAUCAUCCAGCUACGGCAAUGAUGAAGGUCCCAGCUCUAAGGACAUGGCUACAGAGACCACCAGCAGUGAGGAGGAGCAGGAGUUCCCCGUGGCGAGCUCCUAUGGAGCUCAGGGGCUGCUGGGGGUCGGCGGGGGCAGCCGCGCCCACACAGAGAGCCCCAUGGACGGCCGCGCCAUGCGGCGGUCGUCCCGGGGCUCCUUCACCAGGGCCAGUCUGGAAGACCUGCUCAGCAUCGACCCGGAGGCCUACCAGAGCUCCGUGUGGCUGGGCACCGAGGACGGCUGCAUCCACGUGUACCAGUCAUCGGACAACAUCCGCAACCGCAAGAACAGCAUGAAGAUGCAACACGCAGCAUCCAUCCUCUGUAUCCUGUACUUGGACAACAAAGUGUUUGUGUCCCUCGCGAAUGGAGAGGUGAUUGUUUAUCAGAGGGAAGCAGGUAGUUUCUGGGAUGCUCAGUCCUCACAAACACUGGUUCUGGGUACACCCAGUAGUCCUGUUACAAAGAUGGUCCCGGUGGGAGGGAAGCUCUGGUGUGGCUCACAGAACAGAGUCCUAAUUAUCAACACCGCUACACUGGUACAGGAGCACUGUUUCCAGGUGGGCACUGACAGCAGCCGCUGCGUGACGUGCAUGGUGGCGUACGGUCAGGGUGUGUGGUUGGCCUUGCAGGGCAGCGCGCAGGUCAAGCUGUAUCACGCCCAGAGCUGGGAGAGCCUGACGGAGGUGGACGUGGCGCCGGCUGUGCACAAGAUGCUUGCAGGAGCGGAUGCCAUCAUCAGACAACAUAAGGCAGCCUGUCUGAGAAUCACAGCCUUGCUGGCCUGUAAAGACCUGCUGUGGAUCGGAACCAGUGCAGGGGUGGUCCUCACGCUGACCAUCCCAGCGGUCAGCUCGGGGACGGGGGUCGGGACGCUGAAAGCUCCUCUGCUGCCGAUGGGCUCGGCUCACGGACACACGGGACACGUUCGGUUCCUCACCUCGAUCGAGCUGCCGGAAGGCUUCGACGUCAACCUGCCUCCGUCAAACACAGACUCCACAGGCCAUCAGUCCCAGGGUGGCGGCGGCAGCAGCACCUUGGACGGGAGCCUACAGAGACGAGACUCGGCGCGCCACCGAGCCUCGGCGCACAUCCCUCCAAAAACCAACUAUCUGGUCAUUUCUGGCGGCGACGGCUACGAGGACUUCAGACUGACCAACAGCAGCGAAACGGUGGGAAGGGACGACAGCACCAACCACCUUCUGCUGUGGAGGGUCUGAGUUCAUUGAAAGCCCGACCCAGAUGGACUCCUGAGCUCCUGCUCUUUAACCCGACUUUAAUGAGCCUCUGCACUUUUCCUCUUCUUUUCUUUUUUUUUUUUUUUGUUUUUUGGAUGUUGGUGUUUUUGGUCUUCUGCUCGGUCCACCAGUCUCUUUGUGCAUACUAUGGAUGUCACCUCCCUCCUGCACUGACUAAUGAAUAUCGGAUCACUUCAACAACGGUUUUCUUGUGUUAUUGUUGCUGAUGGUGUGCAUGUCUUUACGUGCGUGUUUAGUUUUUUUUUGUGGGGGCGUCUGUGCGUGGAAAAAAAAAACAGAAUAACAGAAGGGAAAAAAAAGACUACAGUUUCACAGAUGGAUGUAUUUUCAGACAAUGUCAAGAAGAGGAUUUUCAAUCUGAAGAGACAUUUCAACAGAAUUUUAUCCCUUGAAGUCCUCCAGUUUUUUGGACACAAACACAUCUCACCAUCACUGACCUGAACUGCCAACGCAAAGCGCAUUGACGACGAUCAAAACACGCGAAUGUCUAUUAAUAGAGGAUAAUCCGAAUAACCACCACAGACUGUAUGUUUCUCAUUAGAUUGUCUCGGGUCGUGAAUCCGCAUUGAUUUCUUUCAGUUUGGGCUCAAUGCUGCAGGAGCUGUUUGGAUGAUCUCUGAGUUUCAGAGGAACAUGUUUGAUCUUUCAUUGGUCAAGUGUCCAGAAGCAGCUCUGAGAUCCGCCUGAUCCCCACAAAACCUGUCCUGUAAUGACUGGACAGGGAGGAGGAGCAUUGUUUAAGUGCAAUAUGUGAAGAAGGGUAAUAAUUGAAAAUACUUUCAUUGAGUCCAGAAAACUCACUCACUGAGUGAAAUGAUCACAUCGUAUCUGUUAUUGUUCAGUUUUUGAUGCCAGUGUAAAAUGACUGAAGCACAGAUGAAGCAGUGUCCCACGAAAAGUUCAAAAACAACAACAAAAAAAAAAACUGAGUUAUUUCUCCUGAACUAUGCCAAAGCAUUGUUUAUGUUCAAGUUUUCACACUGAGGGGUUGGAAAGAUGUGUUUCUGCCAUUAAAUAUCACUUUGAGUGGAUUCUUUAAAGCUGGCCGAGGCUGUGGUAGCAGGUACAGACAGUCAUGUACAGUAUUUAUGGUUUUGAUUUUAGCGCCUUCUUUUACAGCACUUAAUUUAUCGAAGAUGUAGCUUACACCUUUUUCUUUUUUGAACAUUAAAACAAAGGGGUUGAAGAGAGAGGUGAACGCCGGUCGGCUGAGGCGACACACACGUACACUUGUUCUUGUUUUGGACAGUUACUACAGUCUCCCCAAAAUAUAGAAGGACAAGACCAAACAGAAGUGAAUCUUUUAUUAUUGUUUAUUAUUUUAAUCACUACAGAUCCAGGUAUUAAUCCCAGAAUUCACUUCAAGUAGUUUUUCUUAAUCAGCUUUUGGGUUGACGAAGAACAAAAUUGCUCUGUUGUCUUUUUAGGUGCCAAAACUUAAGAUUUCUUUUUUUUUUUAUUUUAAAUAAUUUCCACCCUGAACUGUGUGCAUUUAGACAUUUUUACAUCACAGUGGGAUGAAUCCAGAUGCCCAAACACAGAUCACGGUAGUUUGUUGGAGAGGAAGAUGCACGCGUUGAGACAAAGGAGCGCUGAAGGACGAGCGCUAAGUAACUGCACGUGCCUUCGGGAGGCUAAAAGUUAAGCCGUUUCACCCACAGUGAAAAGUCAGCUCUCCCUGCUUCCACAGCAGAUGUCUCUGGAAGUGAAGGGCGACUCCAGCUCGCCCUUGCACAGACUCACGAGAGUUAGCGUCAGGCUUCGGGGUUAAGCGGUGAUUGUCUUUGAUCCCUCCAAGCCUGGAAAACCUGGUCGCACUUUGCCUGCCAUCUGGGCACUUCACCUCAGCUUUCCUUCUUCCAAACGCAAAGGUUGUCCCCCCCCACUGUGACCUUUAAGAGGAUUAGCUGGCUGCUGUGAUAGCUGCUAACUUAGCUAGUGAGCCUCUGGAAGUGCUGAAAUGCGCAGAACGCUGGGUAUUCUCAUUGAGCUGAAUGAAACGUAAACAUGCUUUUUGGUGGUUUUCUGCCAGGAAGUGAAGCAAAGUUUUGUAUUAAGUGACUCACAGCAAAGUUAAUUUUCAUGUUCUUUGUGCGACAAGCUGCCCGGUCGCCCAUCGAAAUGCUGUAUAUUCAUGUUAGCUGUGACGCAAAGGGGCUCCUCGAAGAGCGGCGAUCAUCUGUGAAGGAGAAGCGUGUUCAAAACUGCCACCUCAUGUCAUGUGAUUCUCAUCAUUGAAUCACCCUUUGUGUUUUCAUACUCUGGGUUCUGCAGCUAGUCGGUGUCUUGUGCUGAAAACACUUCAGCACUGAGUAGUUUUACUGCGGUUGGAGUCAGAAACUUUCAGCUUGGCCAAUCAUGAAAGAUUUUUCUUUCUUUUAUGUGUAUAUUUUUACAUUUCCUUGAUAGCUACCGAACCGUAAAAGAUUGAAUUGUGACAUUUUCAGAAGAUGCAGCUCAGAUUUUAAACCCAGUGAAGUGAAACUGAACUGAAUCAGACCGUCUAGAUUUUAUAUGAAGUAAAAUUAAUCAAAAUGCGCUAAUGUGACCAGGACUAAAAAAAAUGAAGUUAAAGAAAUUAACUCUUAAAUUUCUUCAUCACCUGAAAGUCAUCCUUUCAUCACUGUAAGUUUAUGUAACCUCCUCAUGCUCAUAUGUGAACUAAGUCUUUAUUUUUUUUGUAAAUAUUGGUACAUAUAUGGCCUUUUUUCUGUAAAUAGUGCACCCGCGGUCUUCAAUUGUUGAUAUGAAUCUAAUGGCAUAUUUUUAUAUAUUUGUGUAAGGUUUGUUUCUGUUUGUAUUUCUGCCCAUUCCCUCUGGCAUGCACUGCACUGUCAGUCACAUUUUAACUGUACCUGUCGUAAAUCUCCCGGGAAGAAGACGAGAUGGCGUCUCGUGAAGGCGACUGACUGACUGACUGACUUGGUUUUAACAUACGUGUUUUCACUGGUAGCCAUGUUAGCUCUAAAAUGUGCUUAUGUUUGCCUUGCUAUGGACAUGUGCAGGAAGGAUUUAAAAAGAAAAAAAAAAAAAACUUGGUAGUUUUGCACUACCGCCUGGUCCUAACCGUUUAUCUGUGACUGACAUCUUGCAGCUGUCAUGGCUACAGCCGAUCGGAGUCACCUCGCGUACGUAGCUGGUCUUGUUUUGUCACUGUGGAUUUCUCUUUGUAAUUAAAUCAGUUCACUGGU
Salarias fasciatus (jewelled blenny) is the source of this 11737-nucleotide messenger RNA. RefSeq names its product Rho guanine nucleotide exchange factor (GEF) 17 (gene arhgef17). Gene Ontology annotation, molecular function: protein binding; guanyl-nucleotide exchange factor activity. The coding region runs from base 312 to 8507 and encodes 2731 amino acids. The record is from RefSeq and is a predicted model, not a curated record. The transcript is spliced from 25 exons. Gene Ontology annotation, biological process: actin cytoskeleton organization. NCBI's taxonomy places the organism in Eukaryota, Metazoa, Chordata, Actinopteri, Blenniiformes, Blenniidae.